Ostrea edulis (European flat oyster) is the source of this 8953-nucleotide messenger RNA. Its product is annotated as rho-associated protein kinase 2-like. The coding region runs from base 3529 to 7050 and encodes 1173 amino acids. Gene Ontology annotation, cellular component: nucleus; cytoplasm. The record is from RefSeq and is a predicted model, not a curated record. Gene Ontology annotation, molecular function: ATP binding; protein serine/threonine kinase activity. Gene Ontology annotation, biological process: peptidyl-serine phosphorylation; signal transduction. The transcript is spliced from 9 exons. Lineage: Eukaryota; Metazoa; Mollusca; Bivalvia; Ostreida; Ostreidae.
GGGCUUACAUAGGCUAUGUCUGUUGCCCGAUCCUAUUGAGUUUCUCAGUAAAAUACAUGUAUGUUUAAGCUAUAAUCUUCAAUGUGUUUGCCUCCACAUCAGGGCUUAGUUAAUUGUCUUCCUCUUCCCUUCUCUGGGUUUGCACUAGAAAGUACAAGCCAUGGAACAUUCUGUCUACAAGUUAGUUAACCUAACAUCUACUAUGAUCAUAAUAAAAAUCACUCCCAUUCCUGGGGAAAUGGAGAACACCCACCCAGACAUAGAAUGGAGCUGGAAAACUGUUGCUAUUUUGGUGAAUCCUCAUGUGGCCUAGCAGUACAUGUAUCAAUGCAUCAGACACACUGAUAAGGCUUCCUUCAGUAGUAGGUGAGUAUUGAUUGGUCCAGACUCUGAUUCCAGCGUCUGCUUCAGGAGGUUACAUGGCUUCCAUGAUGCAAGGCAUUAAUUACUCAGGUACAAUGUAUUGUCGUAGGGUUCUAACAUUCAUGGUGACAAAAACCAUGAGUAAAAUAUCUCUUGACAUUUUAGGAUAAAUCUUUCCAGGAUGAUUUUUAAUAUAUUUAUUGUGAAAUAGCAUUUAUUAAAUGAUGGUUGCAUCUAGAUUGUGAAUCUGCUACAAUAUGUAUGGCUAAUUAUUGUUCGUAUUCUUUAUGUGUGCAUGACUGCCAUUAAUAAUAUAUUGACUGGCCAUUACGUUUAUUGGAUAAAUUCAAUAUUCUUCACCCCAAGUCCCUUCCUGCAAAUGCUAAUAUGAAGCGUAUAACUCUUAUAACAUGCCAGACUAGGUUUGGCACCAGAAUAGGUUAUGACUUUACUCAGGCUAAUUAAGUGAACUGUAUGUUUACAGUUGUUAGUACAGUAUUUGUUAAGAAAUGUUUAUGUAUAUCCUAAAUUGUUGUAAUUGUCUGUAAGUUUAAUCAUGAUUCAGCUGGUACAUACAUGUGUUGUGAUUUUUGCAAUAUACCAGUUUGCCUCAGUUGAAAAAUGUAUGGUUUUGAUUCCCUGCAUAAAAAGAGGUUCAUAGCAUGGCUCUAUUACACCAUCAAUAAUGCAUUGUAUGAUGUACACAAGAGUCAGUAGAUGUACAAAGACUGCAAUAACAAUAAAAUUGAUAUUGAUUUGGUAUUGGUACUAACCAUUUAAGACAUUAACAAAAUUCUAUUUGUUCAACAUUUUUUGAAACAACGGCCUCAUUAUUCAUUAAUAAUGUUGUAAGGACUAAAUAUCGAAUCCAUGUGAACUAAAUAUUGAAAAGGGAUGCAUAUUUAAAAAGAAUCAUUAUUAUCAUCAUUUAGACUCUUAGGUUAGUUUGGAAGCAUUAAUUUGUGAAGCGUAUUUUAUGUGACAGACAUUAGCAUUCAACUGCAUAAAUGUGUACGACUGUACAGUGAGCUUUUAGUUCUUAUUAGAGACAGUUGCUGUUACUACUUUAUACAAUGUAUUAUCAAUAUCAAAUGCAGUCUGAGAGAGAAAAAUCCACAGAAAUAAGUAAAAUCCACAGAAAUAAGUAAAAGGAUAAUCACUGGGCUGUUAUGUCACCUUUUUUUUCAAAUACAAGGAUGAAAAGUUUGUAGCAAUUGAUGCGAGGUUUUAAAAUUUAACAAACUUUGGUAAACUGGAAAAAUAUCUUUGAUCUGUAACUUAAAACAUGAAGUACGAGGGUUUUCCAAAAAGUUCAUGGACAGUGGCGUUAUUGUCAUUUUGAAUGGGUACAUACUGUAUAUGAAAAUAUUUGUUACAAAUUUCCAAGUAAAAAUAAGUUGGUUUUGAAUGUUUUCACUUAUUCAAUAAAUGUCUUAAAGGUCGCAGAAGGCAUGCUCGGCUCAGGAUAAAACAAUUACAAACUUUGUAAUGAAGUUUUUGCAUUCAAUUGAUUAUAUUUUUUCAUAAGACAGGUCAAAACUACAUAAAAAUUAAAUGGGAUGUAACAAAAACAAGUGAUGUCAUUUUCUGAUGUCAUUAGUAUCAGUUAUUUGAUGAAUUAAGGUGACAUCAAGAAAACACAGCAAGUCUUAGAAAUAUGACUCCGAAAACUCCCCCCAAAAUGACGUCAGCCAUUUGAACAUAACAGUGUGCAAUGAUAAAACCUGUGUUGACCUAAGGAAAACUCCAAUAGAGACAAAAAAAAGUAAGAGGGAAUAAUCGGAAUAUUCCCAUUUAAAAGUGACAUAAACAAUUUUCCGAUGAUAUGUUCAAUUUUGGAGAUGCUGCUGAAAAUGCAAAAUCCCAUUUUUCAUGAUGUUAUUAUGAAAGAAAGAAGCCUUAUGGUUAGAGAAGACACAUCUAGCUGUUUGUAAUGCAAAUCUUCGGUUUUCAGUAUCCUCACCGAGGACAGUAAAUGGUAUAUUAGUGUAUUUGAUUCAUGGCUAAGGAAAAGUGAGAAGCAUGUGCAGGUAACUAAGGGAUACUCACGAUCAUAAUGUUAAAAAAACGUUAAUAUGGCUUAAUUAUAUCGGAUCGGGCUGUACAACUUGUAUACACAAAGUAUUUAUGCUAAUGACACACUUACAGUAUUGUGUACAGUUCUUAUAUUUGUAUAUUUACAUUAUCGUGGCCUAUAUCAAACUGUUAUUCCACACAAUUGCCACAAUCAUCAUUAUAAAGAGAAAAAUAGCAUGUGUCCAUGAACUUUUUGGACAGCCCUCAUAUACAACCAACUAUGCUAAAUGAUAGUACUGUAGUAAUGUGAAAGAGUGUUAAAGGAUAUGAGAUUGUAUAGAAAUGUUUGAUAUGUUUCUCCAUUACUUACAUUAAUUACUUUGAGAAUUUGAAAGAAAAAACCCCAAAUAAUAAUGUAUUACAUGUAGUUGAAGUGAAGAUGAAUUACAUGUGAGUUUAGCCAAGACAUAGUAAUCAAUAAUGUUAAACAAGUGACCCCACUAAUUUUUCAUUCUGCAUGUACUAAUAUUGAGUAAUAUCUAUCUUGGAAUUUGUAAAAAAUAUAUGGUAAACUACCAUAUUCAUCGGAUGCAUUGGAACAUUGUCCAGACUCAUUAAUAUAAUGUGUCGAUUAUCUUCAUGCAUACACUGUCAAAAUGCAUUGCAACGUAAUGUACAUGCAAGCAAACUGUAAUAUGUUCAUUUGGCAUUUUGGCAUGGUGGUUGGUGAAAAUAUCUAGAAAUUAUGUAAUCCUCCUGUCUAAAAGAUGGAAAGCCCUGAAAAAAGAUGCGGGCAGUGUGUUUUAGGUGAAUGACUUGGGAUUACAGUCUGGGUUCAGGCACUCUGUAACAAUCAAUAACAUUCACUGUACUACGGAUAUCUUGAGAAUUUCAGUGUGCAUCAUGCGGUUAUGAUAUACAGAAUUUUGCAUUUAGUUAUUACAUCCUGGUGUCUCGGCCUGUGUUUUCAAAGAUAUUCUUGUUAUGGUUCAUGUACAAAGUAUUGGAUAUGAAUAGUUUGUUAUAGUUAACAAAAAAACAGCUAGUUGCACAGAACAGUUACAGCAAUAGUGAGUCACUUGUUGACAAGGUACAGGUAGAAGAAUGGGUUAAAGUAGCAAGGUCGUCCAAGGAAGUGGCCUGGUCACCAUGACAACAUCAACAGCAGAAGAUCUGCUCCAGGCCAAUCAGGUUGUCAAGGAAAGAUGGAAAGUGGUUCGGAAGAUUGGAGGUGGGGGAUUUGGGGAAAUAUAUGAAGGUAUUGACCAAGUCACCAAGGAGUCAGUAGCUCUCAAGCUGGAGUCUGCCAAACAAGCCAAGCAGGUCCUCAAAAUGGAGGUCGCAGUCCUAAAAAAGCUACAGGGACAAGACCAUGUGUGUCGAUUCAUUGGGUGUGGCCGCAAUGAAAAAUACAACUACGUUGUUAUGACGUUACAAGGUAAAAAUUUGGCGGAGUUAAGACGGAGUCAGUCCAGGGGUUGCUUUUCCCUCAGUACCACCCUCAGGCUGGGUGCCCAGAUAUUGAAAGCCAUAGAGUCGAUUCAUGAGGUGGGAUUCCUGCACAGAGAUGUGAAACCAUCUAACUUUGCCAUGGGUAGGCUCCCAAAGGACAGUAAGAAAGUAUUCAUGCUGGAUUUUGGGUUGGCUCGGCAGUACACCACACCCACAGGUGAAGUCCGGCCACCCAGGGCAGCUGCUGGCUUCAGGGGAACUGUCAGAUAUGCCUCCGUCAAUGCUCACAAAAACAAGGAAAUGGGAAGACAUGAUGACCUUUGGUCCCUGUUCUACAUGCUGGUGGAAUUUCUGGCUGGUCAGUUACCAUGGAGAAAGAUCAAAGACAAGGAAUUGGUCGGUCAGAAUAAGGAGAAAUAUGACCACACACAAAUGUUGAAGAACAUGCCACCUGAGUUCAAAACCUUCCUGGAACACAUCGAAUCGCUAGAAUAUUUUGACAAACCUGAUUACUCGCUCAUGCAUAACUUGUUUGAGCAGUGUAUUAGGCGGAAAGGGAUAAAGGAUAGUGACCCGUAUGAUUGGGAAAAGAUUUACACUGACUCCGUAGCUACCACCACCACCACUUCACCACCGAUAGGGCUGAAGGCCACCACAGGAUUAGGAUUGCAUGGGGCUACAGAAGUCAUUGAUGAGAUUCUCAGUGAUGAGGAAAAUAAGGAUGAAAAGCGUUUGAAGGAUGCAGAGCUUAUUAUGGACAAUAAGCAUGUAAAGGAGAUAGACAAUAGAUAUCGAGAGGAACAGGGUGAUAUUGUUCUUAUCAAACGUGAUGAUCCAAAUCUGCGAGUGGAUGAAAAACAUCAAGUUGAGCAGAUGGUGAAAGAAGAAACUGUGGAAAAUGUGGCUGUGGAGGCAGAAAAUGAAACACAUGAAGUGGUUAUAAAUGAACCGAAAAAUGAGGUCAAGGGCAAAGGUAGUAAACCUGCUGUGACCUCUCCAACCAAAUCUUCACUCAAAACUGUAGAUUUUAAUGUUCUUAAACUUCGAAACACUCAAAACACUGUGCCAGAUAGUUCAUUUAGGCCUAUUAAGGAAUCAGUGUCUUUUGGAGAUGUUAAAUCUAUUGAUUCAAAACAAAAGGAUAGCAAUUCAAACUUUAAGGCAGAGCGAAGGGUGUCUAUUCAGGAUUUUGCAGAAAUUCAUGAGGAGAAUAAAGUUGUAGAAAAGUGCAAUAAUGAACCUGAUCCACUCGUGAGCCGAGCACCAUUGACAUUUGCUCUGAUGCAGACAGAGGAUAAAACACCAGAUGAUCAUCUGGAUGAAAAUGCGACAAGAGCUGCACCUUACACAGUGGCUAGUCAGUGGAAUGCUUCUCAAUUCCCAUCAUCUUCUGAAAGUCAUGCGGAGGAUGAGAGUGAUGGAGAAGUAGGAGGAUCUAAAAAUAAAUCUCAACUGAAAAAAAUUAAACGAUUUCAACACAAUACACUGAUGGAUGAAGAGGAUAUGAAAAUGGACAGUGUAUUGAGAAAUUCUCUUGUUCUUGCUGAUGGAGAUGGUCAGGACUGUCUUCGAAAUUCCUUGGUGUUUUUAGGUGAUGACAGUGCUGCAUUGUCUGCCAAUGAGUCAGACAAUGAUAAAAAGCAUGGGGUAAAAAGUAAAUCAAGUUCUUUUGCUGAAAAAUCAAAGCAUCAUGAAAAGUCUGUAGGAACUAGUAGUAUAUCACACAAAUUGUCAGGCCCAAGUAAAAUGCCAGAGAAGCUAGUUAAAGAGAUGGAUAACCUUAUAUCUUCUCCUCUUCGCAAUAGUCCAACAAAACAUUUAUUCAAACCGAAAGAAAGUUUAACUGAUUUAAAGAAAUUAGCCACUCUCAGUCAUAUUAAAACAGUCACCUCUAAACCACCACCUCCUCAACCACUGACUACAAAGAAGGAUUUAGGAACUUCAGUCGACAAGCCUACCCCUGUCAAACCUGCUCUCAAGCCUAAACCUAAACAGCUGCCAAAUUUGAAGGUGCUUGUAGGAGUUGGAUCUUCUGUAGACAAGAUUAGUGAUGAAGGAAGCUCAGUGGAUGGAGAUCGAAAAACUGCAUCUGUGUCCAAUGUGGAUGUUCAGGUGAAUAAAAAAGACAAGCAUGAGGAACUGGAGAGCAAUUCUUCUUUCCUGUCUCAUGACAAGUUCUGUUCAGUUAGUCUUAUGUCAAAUAAACAGUCACUCAAGCCUUUAGAAGAGAAGCCUAGUAUAGCAAACUCCACUCAAGUUUCAUCAAAUGUUAUAGAAACUUCUAUAGAUAAUUUAAGUAAUAAAUUAGGUAGUAUAAAUAGAAAACCUGAAGAUAUUAAAAUCUCAGAAAGUGUUACCACAGCAAAGAGAGAAUUACCUUUGCCCGCUUCUCAGAUCCCUGUAAAAGUGGACAAAUCCUCAAAGCAUUCUUUGACAGACACUGUAGGCAGUGAAAAACAAAUAGAGUCUAAUAAAGAAGUGGUCAAAAAUGCCAAAACUGACACAAUAGAAACUCUCAAAGUCAACAAACAUGGAAACAAAAAAUUCUCUGAGAAGGAAAUACAGAGAGCUGAAAUAGAGCACUUGAGAGCAAGGAAGAAAAUGUCUCCCAUAGUUGAGGAAAGGAAUGGAGAAAUUAAUUCAAAAUCUGCUCAGAGUGUGGAGCAGGUGCCUUCAAGCACAAAGUCAACAAGCAGUGAACCAUCUGUAGGUAAAGAAGAGAAUGUUGUGGCUUCUGCAGAGAAAAACCAAGUGGAAAGGAGACAUUCAUUCAAUGUUGACAUUAAAUCCUUUUCUAGUCAGUUGGAGAAAAAAUUCACACCAAUUUCACGUCAAAUUGAUCUGCAGACAGAAGCAAAAGCUUCUUCACAAGCUGAAAAAAGUCCCUCUCUUGCUGAAAAUAGGAUAUCAAGUCAUAAAAAUGAUCCUGGAAACAAAAAGCCAGUGAGGCGUCGUUCGUCAUCUGCUUCUCGUAUUCCUGACCGCACUGCCAAUGAACUUCGUGAGGCCUUGGCCGCUGUAACCCCCACCCCUCCAGAAACUGACCCCUCUAAAGUCCCCAAACCUCCACCUGGUGCUGCUCCAAAAAAUACAGUUCUGUUGAAUGCAAGGAGGCGCCGAUACAAAAUGGCUUCCACCAACACAAGUCCCAGAGAGCCAUCAUCACCAAGGGCGCACAGUGACAUUCCAGUUCUUCGAAGCAAGCCUGCUUGGAGGUAGAAUGCAGAAAUUUAACUUAACAUGUCCUUACCAUCUGCUAACCACCACCCACCCUAUUUAAGGAGAAUAGUUUGAUCUCUGUGCCAUACCAUGAAAGCGGCUGUAUGGUUGUAAUAGACGGGGAAAAGAAAGAUCAGUUUUGUUUACAAUCUUAUUGACCUUUCUCAAAUUUUUGGGGUCAAGUUCAUUUUAGCAAUAUUGUUAUCAGCAUAAUAUGAUGCAAUUGGAUAGGUUUUUUGGAAAUUGUGAAUAUUUCUGAUGCAACUUGUUCUAGCCUUGAAAUUGUAGUAAGAGAUGUUAAUGCAUUUAACUGCUUUUAAUGAAUCAGAGGUCCUCUUCUGUUUGCUUUGAUACGUAUAACUUUUAACAAAUGUUGAUGAUACUCAUGUAACCCCAGAUUUCUGUCAUGUCAUAGCAUUCACUCAUAACAUACUUACACUCUGACUCUGCAGGAUGAUCAAAAUUAAACAUGAUAUUUGAAGGUGGGUAGAAAAAUUUAAAUUAGUGAAUGCCUUGAUUGAAAUGAGUUUUUGAUGUUUUGGAUCAGUGUGAGUAAAUUUGUAUCAACGAUAAGGUUGUAGUGAAUAUCAUUUCAAAUAUGUGGUCUGCAGGAAGCAUUUUGUAGCUGAAGAAGUAUAUGGCUAAGAUGUGAGCCGGCGCCAUAAGGCUAAAUUUGAAAAGGAUAAGAAUUGUCUUGUGCUACAUAUGUGAAAGUUCUGUUUAAAGUGCAAUGCUUCAAUACAUAAAUCUUCUUUCAUCAUUCAUAAAUAUAAAUCAGUAAACAGACACCCCAUCCCAUCCUGAUGGUGACAGUUUAAAACAUGUUUCAUAGGAUUAUGAUAUAAAUUGAAUCUGUGAUUCUGCAUGACCUAGGAAUUCAGACUGUCAUAUUUUUUCUUUUUUAGUAAAUUUGUAUUUUAUGAUUCUUGCUACUUACCUCAAACUUGUUUAUAUUUGAGUUAGAGUAUGAUGUUAUCAUAAUCACUGUAACAUGUACAAAAUAAUGUAUUAUUAAUUUGCAUGGAACCCAUGUUUAAUUUGUUGACUAAAGCAUCCCAGUAUUCAAAAUAUUAAUAUAUUGGGAUAUGUAAUUAGUUCAUUUUUAAUCUAAUUUUUGCAAGCUGUUAAAAAAUUACUAUAAACAACAAAUCAUAUUGUUUUGUUUUAAAUGCAUUUCAACAUGGUAUGAGAGAUUACUUUUAGAUGGGUCAAUUGUACAGUGAUAUAGUGUGUCUUGGCCACAAGGAGAUGCAGUUUAAUGCGAUUUUGUUCACUUUCAUGCUCAUCUUUUUCAGUAUCAAAAUUUCAUCCCAUCUUGAAUUCACCCUGUCAAUUUUUAUCUGAUAUUGGACUCAUUCUUGAAAAUGAAGGGGGGGGGGGUCUAGUGACUUCCAUAAAUGUUAAUAUUUUCCUCACAAUUGUAAUUUUUAUUUUUCCAAAACUUUAUCCCAUUUGUUAUUUUCGAUCAUCUGGUACAUUUUUUCAAAAGCACCCUUCAGACUUUAUCCUGUAUAACAGAACAUGUGGUAUGCAUGAAAAUAUUGAUAUUUAUUUGGUAAACUUCAUAUUUCUGUGAUCAUGGGGUACUGCAGUAUGUGCAAGUGACACACAAUUUCCCCAUUUCUCUCACACCAUAUUGUCCUGCUUUUUUGUAAACUUUAUCCUUGUUAGAAAUACUUUGUUACCCAUUUAAUGGGGUGUGAAUUAUUUUCACCAUGUACUUAACACAUUUUAUCAAUCAAAACUUUUGUUAUCAAGUGCUUACUAGGUAUAUAACUACAUGUAUACUCUGAGUUGAGUGUAAAGCUGAGAGCUGAUUUGAAUGGAUGCUUUGUAAGGAAUGCAAGUCAUAGAUGAUUUAUGUAAAUUUUGAAAUAUUGCAAUAAAGUAAGCUCAAAAUGAA